GACUCCGCCUCGGAGCCCCGCAGAUCUUCGCUUUCGUUCCGGAAGGGGAAAAAAGCUGCGCCUGAGAAGGACUCGUUGCACCCGCCCGGGAAGAGGUGUCCCGACGCUCCUGCUUCUGCUUCUGUCCCCGGACACCCUCUUUCCAAUUUUUGAUCCCGCGGUUGAAGCUUGGCUUUUGCCAGAUUUACAACAUGAGUUAUCCAGGGUACCCACCUGCAAGCGGAUAUCCACCUGCGGGUGGUUAUCCACCAGCUAGCGCAUAUCCACCUGCUGCUCCAGGCAGUAAUCCCUGGGGUGCCCCCAGCUACCCUCCUGCAAACCCUCCUCCAAUUGGAUUAGAAAACGUUGGGAACUACGCCAAUCAGUUUAAUCCAGAUUAUAUGGCAGGCAUGGCUGCCAAUAUGUCUGGAACGUUUGGUGGUGCCAAUGUGCCACAGGGAAUGUAUCCUUCAGCUCCUGGGGGCUACCCUUCUGCAGUUCCAGGAGGGUUCGGACAACCACCGCCACAGGGUCAGCAGCCUUAUGGGAUCUACCCUCCACCUCCCGGAGGAAACCCCCCAACAGGGAUGCCAUCAUAUCCAUCAUAUCCAGGUGGUCCGAUGCCGCCUGCAGCAGCCCAGCAGCCUCAACCAGUGCCGUAUCCUGGGCAGCAGCCCAUGCCAAGUUAUCCUUCCGGUCCAGCUGUUAAUCCUUCGAUGCCAUCCUACUCAGGUUCUUCCAUGCCCAUCGCCACCCCUGGAGUAUCUGGAAAGCGAGGCACAGUCCAUGACGCUCCAUCCUUUGAUCCUUUGAGGGACGCAGAAGUCUUGAGGAAAGCCAUGAAGGGCUUUGGAACUGAUGAACAGGCCAUCAUUGACUGCCUUGGAAGUCGCUCGAGCAAGCAACGACAGCAGAUAAUGCUCUCAUUCAAAACAGCUUAUGGAAAGGAUUUGAUCAAGGACCUGAAGUCAGAGCUCUCCGGAAACUUUGAGAAGACGAUUUUGGCAAUGAUGAAAACUCCUGUCCUGUUUGAUGUUUUGGAAAUCAAAGAAGCUAUCAAGGGUGCUGGCACAGACGAAGCUUGCUUGAUCGAGAUCCUGUCAUCUCGCGAUAACAAGCACAUCCAGGAAAUCAGUCGAGCAUACAAGACAGAAUUUAAGAAAACUCUGGAAGAAGCCAUUAGAAGUGACACAUCUGGGCAUUUCCAGAGACUUUUAAUUUCACUCGCUCAGGGCAACCGAGAUGAAAGCACCAAUGUGGACAUGUCCCUUGUCCAGAGCGAUGUUCAGGCUCUCUAUGCAGCUGGAGAAAGUCGACUCGGGACGGACGAAUCCAAGUUCAACGCGAUUUUGUGCACAAGAAACCGAAAUCACCUAAGAGCAGUUUUCAAUGAAUACCAGCGAAUGUGCAACCGAGAUAUUGAGAAGAGCAUAUGCAGAGAAAUGUCUGGUGACCUUGAAUCUGGGAUGCUGGCAGUAGUGAAGUGCAUGAAAAACACACCGGCUUUCUUUGCAGAGAGGCUGCACAAGGCCAUGAAGGGAGCAGGAACAAAGGACCGGACUCUCAUACGCAUCAUGGUCUCACGUAGUGAAGUUGAUCUCCUGGAUAUCCGGCAGGAAUACAAAAGAAUGUAUGGAAAAUCUCUCUACACGGACAUCUCGGGUGACACUUCAGGGGACUACCGGAAAAUCUUGCUGAAGCUGUGUGGCGGGAAUGACUAAGUAGAACAUCUGGAAGUUUAGAGUGUGUCUUUCAAAGUCACAGCUGGCUUUAUAUUCUCCUUUCUCACAAAGCUGUCAAAACUCCCACUGCUGGAUCAGAUUGAUAUUCUUAAUAUAUUCCAUCCUCUAAAGGUACAUAAUAAAUACAGGACAAAAAAUAUAUAUAUAUUAAAUCAUCUGCUAUAGUAGAGAAGAGAUAUUUUUGUUGCAUUCUUAGAGAAGCUGUGCAAAUAUUGCAUCUGACAAAUGCUCCUUUUAAAGUACGGAGGGAUCCUUAUAUGGUUUUGUGUGCAAUAUUUUGUCUGACUGUACGGACUUUGUUUGAUUGUUUGAAAUGCAUGGAGUGGUGUGUUGUUGUUGUUGUUUUUUAAAUCCGAAUCAAAAGUGCCUGCUCUAAAAUGUAAUGGAUUUGAUUCCCAAAGAUUUGUUUAUAUAUUAUUAUUUCAUUACUGUUUGAGGGGGAAACACGCAUCUGGCUGGUGGCUUGGGAAAAAUAAUUCUUGUAUUCGUUGGAUCGUGGGAUUUUUCUAAUUCAGUUAUCUCCGAUUUACCUAGGGGUGGGCCUCAGAAAUUUUAGCAAGGGGUUCUCUGCCCAGUUGCUGGGUGGGUGCGGCCAUGGUGGGCGUGGCCUAGUCGGUCUCCUGAACCAUGGUGGGGGCGGGGUUGUUUUUGCCCUCCCCGGGCUCCAAAGGCUUUUCUUGAGCCUCCAGGAGGGUGAGAAUGGCCUCCUCAGGCCCAUUUCCAGCUUUCCCAAACUUCCAGUAGGCCCAUUUUUCACUCUCCCCAAGCUUCCACACACGCCCUGCACUUACCUGCAUCCAAAACAGGUCACAUGGUGACUCCUCGGAGGGGAGAGGCUGGGUGGACAGAGCAGGGCCAGCCAGGAGUGGGAUCUGGGGGCUCUCUGAACUUCACAGAAUCUUAGCUAGAGGUUCUCCUGAACCCCUGCGAACCCCCAGCAGCCCACUCCUGCCUUUACCUUAAAAGAGCAGGGAAUUUGGUCAGUGGCAAACUCAGAGCCAAAUGCGAUGUGUAAUCAAAGCAUCAUUUUGGACAACUUCGAUUAAGAUUCAAUCAUCCAGGCCAAAGGUAUCUAAAAGGUUGAAUCAUGGCAACUGCAUCAAACUUUGUUCAUCUGAAACGUUGUGUUGCUCAUCGAAACAACUUGAUUAGUCAAAAUAAAAAAUCGGCCCACUCCAAUGAAUUCUCCAAUGGAGGUAUCUAAAAGGUUGAAUCAUGGCAACUGCAUCAAACUUUGUUACCGUAUUUUUCGGAGUAUACGACCCUCUUGAGUAUAAGAUGCACAUUAGUUUUUGGGGAGGAAAACAAGAAAAAAAAAAAUCUGCCUCUGUCUACCAGCAUCCAUCGGUAUUCAUCUAGCUAACGUCCUUGCAGCAAACAGCCUUAUCAGCUUCAGCACAUUAUCACAGCCUGAUUCAACAUGAGCAGCUGAUUGUUGGUUGGAUUGGCCUUCUGGAAUACCGCUAAUCAGUUGUUCCAGGCUGCAAGGAUAGCCACAGCCCAUCACGCCUCCAUGCAUUGCAUUUUCGGCCUCUGCACACCCCGAGUUUGGCCUUCACUCAUCAUGUUUUCAGCCAGUUCCAGGCAGUGGGGAUCGGCAGUGGCGGCAAUCCCCACUGCCUGGAACCAGCUGAAAAUAUAAUGUGCAGAGGCCAAAAAUGCAAUGCGCGGAAGCGGCUAUUGGUGGUAAUGUGUUGUGGCGAUCCCCGCAGCCUAGAUUGGGUCUAAAAUGGAGUGUGCAGAGGCUGAAAAUGCGAUGUGCGGAGGCCGAAAACGGCUGAAGAGUGGGGGCCAGUGGGUGGGUGGGGAUUUGGCAACAUUCGCUGUAUACGACGCACAGACAUUUCCACCCACUUUGGGGGGGGGAGUGCAUCUUAUAUGCCAAAAAAUACAGUACUCUGAAAUGUUGCAUUGCUUACCCAAGCAACUUGAUCAGUCAAAAUUAAAAAAAAAUAGUCAGCCUAAUUAAUUUUUUUUUAUUUUGACUGAUCAUAUUGCUUGGAUGAGCAAUGAAACAGAUGAAGAAAGUCUGAUGCAGUUGCCAUGAGUCAACCUUUUAGCUACCUCAAUUGGAGAAUUCAUUGGAGUGUGCCAAUGAAUGUUUUUAUUCCUGAUACUAAUUUCAAUGACACUGGAUGACAUUGAUUAUUAUUGGGACAAGGAAAGGGGGAAAAGAAUUAAAUCUCUUCCUGCAAGCUAUGAAAAUUCCCUUAUCGUCCGUCCUACUCAUCAGGGUUGGUUUUUUGUUUUGCUUUUUAAGAAAAGAAAUAUCAACAGCAUCUUAAGUCUUUGGGAAGCCUUCCAGUCCAAUCAUCCAUACAGUCAUUUCUUUUAGAAAUGAGUUAGAUGCUUUUUCUGCAAUGCAGGUUGGCCAUGAAAUCCCAGUUCAUACAACUUCUUUUUCAGGGAUAUUGAUUUGCAAAGAAUUUGUAAUAAGAACCGAGCUGAGUAUCCACAUUUAAGAUGAGCUGGAGCAUUCUGCUUUUCACAGAAUUAGAUCUCUCCAAAAUCGAUCCUUGGUUUUAGGGCUCAGCCCUCCUCAAUUCCCUAUUUCUCUCUUUCUUUAUGGAUUAAACUGUUUCUUAAAUUGCGCUAAACUCAUUGCCUGCUUUCUACGGGUUGUACACGCCAAACCUUUCUCUAUUCAUGAUUUGAGUUAUUCCUUUUAAACCAAAUGUAUGUAAUCAUUUUUUUAAAAAACACUCAGAGAGAGAGAGACGUUGUUUAAAUAAAAUUAUCUAUCUUCUCA
This is a messenger RNA of Ahaetulla prasina, 4470 nucleotides long. It is a transcript of the gene ANXA11, whose product is annotated as annexin A11. Gene Ontology annotation, cellular component: cytoplasm. The transcript is spliced from 15 exons. The record is from RefSeq and is a predicted model, not a curated record. Bases 192 to 1700 code for a protein of 502 amino acids. Gene Ontology annotation, biological process: cytokinetic process; phagocytosis. Gene Ontology annotation, molecular function: calcium-dependent phospholipid binding; calcium ion binding. Lineage: Eukaryota; Metazoa; Chordata; Lepidosauria; Squamata; Colubridae.